CUGUCAAAAUGACUGACAAAUGACAAUAAGAUAUAUAACCUUCAAAAAGUCAAUAAUUAUUUCGACGAAAUAUUCUCUUUAGUGCAUUGUCAUGCUGUAGUUGUGGUUUGGAACGAUGCCAGAAAGUCAAAUUGAGUUUGCCGUGCAGAUGACAUGUAACUCCUGCGUGGAGGCAGUGCAAAAAUCUUUGGCUGGUGAUCCCAAUAUCAAGAAUGUCAAUGUAGACCUAGAAAAGGGGUCAGUCGUGGUCACAUCUACACUUCCGACUCUCCAAAUACAGGAAAAACUUGAAUCGACCGGUCGCAAGGUCGUUGUAAGAGGAUAUGCAGGUAGUUCGGCAGGUGUUGCUAUUCUAGAUACGGGAAAAGGGAACAUCCAAGGGGUCGUUAGGUUUGUUCAAGUAGCACCCAGUUCGUGCAUCAUUGAUGGUACCCUUGAUGGGCUGGAACCCAAUACUGAGUAUAAACUCACCGUGAACGAAUGCGGGGAUAUAUCACAAGGAUGUAAAAGUGUUGGCGGUGUAUACCAGCCACUUCAAGACGGUGAAGGACGCCCUUAUGGGGACUUGGGAGUCUUCAAAACAGGGAAUCACGGUCGAGCCACUUUCAAGAAAGAAGAUAAUGUUCUUAACUUACCUGAAGUCAUAGGACGUUCACUUGUUGUCAAUUUCGGAGAGAAAAGACUAGUUUGUGGGAUCAUUGCAAGGUCUUCUGGCCUUUUCCAAAAUCCCAAAAUGAUAUGUGCAUGUGAUGGAGUAACUAUUUGGGAUGAGAAAAUUGCACCCAAAGCUGUUUUGUAGUUAUAAUUAGGUGUAAUUGUUAAAAAAAAAUAUAUUUUCACUUGUUCA
Messenger RNA from Tribolium madens (black flour beetle), 847 nucleotides. It is a transcript of the gene Ccs, whose product is annotated as copper chaperone for superoxide dismutase. Gene Ontology annotation, molecular function: copper ion binding. The record is from RefSeq and is a predicted model, not a curated record. Bases 116 to 799 code for a protein of 227 amino acids. Lineage: Eukaryota; Metazoa; Arthropoda; Insecta; Coleoptera; Tenebrionidae. Gene Ontology annotation, biological process: removal of superoxide radicals. The transcript is spliced from 2 exons.